This is a messenger RNA of Zingiber officinale, 2403 nucleotides long. RefSeq lists its product as uncharacterized. The transcript has 4 exons. NCBI's taxonomy places the organism in Eukaryota, Viridiplantae, Streptophyta, Magnoliopsida, Zingiberales, Zingiberaceae. The record is from RefSeq and is a predicted model, not a curated record. Bases 1 to 2403 code for a protein of 800 amino acids.
AUGGCGGAGAUUUGCACACAUUUCGAGAAGAUCUCGCGGACAUCACCACAGGCCAUCGGCAGGCCAGUCGGGCAACCCUCGACAAUUAGCCGACCGGCGUUAUUCGACCCCAUAGUGGCCGAGUGGAGGUACACUUUCGGGAGUGGAAGGAUGGAAUUGAAUACUGACAGUUCUGAAGUUAGAGCUUUAUCACAUUGGAGAGAACUUCUAGAAAAGAUCGGCGAUAUGGAAAAAAGUUGGAUUCAUUCAAAGAAUAGGAAUUCAGAAGAAUAUAGAAGAAAAGUUGAUGAAUUUUUAGAGUUAGCUUACAAAGACAAGACUGAAGAUAGCAGAAUUUAUUGUCCAUGUUGUGAUUGCAAGAAUCGUUAUUUUGUCUCUAAGUUAGAUGCUAGGAUGCAUAUUAUUGUUAGAGGCUUUUAUAACAAAUAUAGAGUUUGGGUUUACCAUGGGGAAACUUACAGUUCUCAACAAACAACCUUGUCUUCUGGAGGUGCAAGUGAUAUGAAUACAGAUGAUAAUAUGUUUAGAAUGGUUCAAGAUGUUUUUGGUGCCAACAAUAGCCAUGAUUUUGGAUUAGAAGAUGAUUUAGUUGGGAUGGAUGACAAAAUCAGGAGAUAUAUGAAAUUAUUGCAAGAAGCUGAGUGUGAAUUGUAUGAAGGUUGUAAGAAUUUCACAAAAUUGGCAUUCAUUGUUCAUCUCCUACAACUAAAAGUUCUAGGUAGUUGGCUUGAUAAUUCCUUCACUCUUUUACUUCAAUUGUUGGUAAAAGCCUUUCUUCAUGCAAAGUUACCUUCAUCCUUUUAUGAAGCCAGAAAAAUAAUUGAAGAUCUUGGCUUCACAUACCACACUUGGGAUGUUUGCCCAAAUGACUAUAUGAUAUUUCGUGGUGAAGAUAGUAAACUUAAAGAAUGUGAAGUAUGUGAAUCACCUCGAUACAAGCCUGGGGGUAAGCAAAUUGCUGCAAAGCAAAUAAGGUAUUUUCCAUUAAAGCCAAGAUUGCAAAAACUUUUCUUGUCAUCUGAGAUUGCUUCAUUAAUGAAAUGGCAUGAAAACGAAAGAACUGAUGAUGGUGUCCUGAGACACCUUGCUGAUUCUCAGGCUUGGAAGUCUUUUGAUAACAAAUAUUCAUCUUUUGCUAAUGAUUGUCGUAAUAUUAGACUUGGAUUAGCUGCGGAUGGAUUCAGUCCUUUUAGAACAAUGAACAUAUCUCAUAGUACGUGGCCUGUUGUGCUUAUUCCAUACAAUUUACCCCCAUGGCUAUGCAUGAAACAAUCAAAUCUCAUAUUAUCUCUGCUUGUUGAUGGGCCUAAAGCACCUGGAAACAGAAUAGAUGUAUACUUACAGCCACUCAUUGAAGAAUUAGUAGAACUAUGGAAUGAUGGUAUAUAUACUUAUGAUGCUUCAAGUAAGCAAAUGUUUAAUCUUCGUGCAGCUUUAUUAUGGACAAUCAGUAAUUUUCCGGCUUAUGGAAAUUUAUCUGGGUGGAGUACAAAAGGGAGAUUUCGAAAGCUGAGAGCAUCCUUUGAUGGAACACGAGAAUAUGGAAACAAGCCAAGAAGGCUUUCAGGGUAUGAAAUGUAUGAAGAAGUGAGAGAAGUUUUAACGGAUUAUAAGAAAGAAGACAUUAACAAAAGACACAAUGGGGAGUUUCAUUUACCAAGUGAGACCAAUUGGAAGAAAAAAAGUAUUUUUUUUGAGUUGCCUUAUUGGAUGGAUAAUUUAGUACCACAUAAUAUUGAUGUGAUGCAUACAGAGAGAAAUUUCAUGGAAAAUGUACUUUCUACAAUACUUGGCAUAGUAGGAAAAUCAAAGGAUCAUCUGAAUGCUCGUCGUGAUUUGAAAGAAAUGGGAUUAAGGAAAGCAUUGCAUCCUACUCUAAUGGCCUCUGGUAAAGAGCGUAUUCUUCCUGCAAAAUUUACAAUGUCCAAGGAUGAAAAAUUAGUUUGUUGUAAAGUUUUGAAAAAUAUCAAACUUCCAAACGGCAUUGCAUCAAAUAUAUCAAAAUGUGUACACUUGGAAGAGCGAAAUAUAUGGGGUUUGAAGUCUCAUGAUCAUCAUAUUCUUAUGCAACUGUUGCUGCCAUUAGCUAUUCGCAAAGCAUUGCCUAAAGAUAUAGUUAAAGUUCUUAUAGAGUUAACUAAUUUUUUUAGGCAACUUUGCUCAAAAGUUAAUCACAUAAAUGAUUUGGAACACAUUCAAGAUAGAAUUACUGUUAUCCUAUGUCAUCUUGAGAGAAUAUUUUCUCCAUCUUUUUUUGACAUAAUGGAGCACUUACCUAUACACUUGGCUGAAGAAGCAUUACUUGCUGGAGCUGUACAAUUUCGAUGGAUGUACCCCAUAGAAAGGCUAGUUUUUGUUUCCUUUAUGAAUGGAUUAUAUUUGUGUGAAUAUUUAACAUUUUGA